Penaeus chinensis is the source of this 6167-nucleotide messenger RNA. RefSeq names its product synaptogenesis protein syg-2-like. The record is from RefSeq and is a predicted model, not a curated record. The transcript has 12 exons. NCBI's taxonomy places the organism in Eukaryota, Metazoa, Arthropoda, Malacostraca, Decapoda, Penaeidae. Gene Ontology annotation, molecular function: protein binding. The coding region runs from base 1475 to 4357 and encodes 960 amino acids.
CCUCAGCAGAGGCAGGGUGUUACGCCUGCGACUCCCGCUCUCUCGGUGAAUUUUUUUUUUGUGAUCGUAUCUUGAUGGAAAUACCGCAGUGAAUAGGUUUCCAUUGUGUUGAUACGUUUAAAAGAGGAUAAUUUGGCGCAGAUUGCCUCUUGGUGCAUGCGUGUCGAUGAAGAUAAAGAAGAGAUAAAAGGAUUUUAAACUUUGACAGGGAAUGAGUCCGAGAGGCGAGCCUGGAUGAGGCAGGAAGAUCGUCGUCAUUAACGUGUGAACCUUGUAUGGCGAGGUACUGGUCGUGUAUGAGUGUACACUGAAUUACGUCCAGUGAGAUUAGUGCAGAGUAGAAUCAAGUGAUAGGUGUGUUUAAGAACAGGAAGAAAUAUAUAUAUUGUAAAAAGGAAGAGUUUGACAUCCCACGUGGAAGUUAAUGGCAAACUAGUGAAUUAUUUAUGGUGGGAAAAUGAGGAUGGUACUGUUUUUAUUAAAUGUAUCCAAACAUCAUACGAAACAUUUGAGUAUAUGAGUGCACGCACCUAGCUGACAUAUAUUACAUAUUGUGAAAGAAAAGGCGAUGGAAAGCCAGUGAAUAUAUAAACGUUCAUAAACUUACUUAUUUUUGUAACCUCAUUUUAUCUUAUAUUUGUCUUAUUUUUCAUAUUCAAAACUGACGCUCAUAAUGCUCCUACAUAAUCCUUUAGAUAAUUAAGUAAUGAUUAUCCUUAAAUUCCACUGUGGAUAGCAUGAUUUGAUUUAACACACAAGAGAAUCGAGGAGGCAUACAUAUAUAUGCAGUAUUGUCGAUCGUAAAGCUAUAUUACACAGAAGCCAAUGCCACAUCGGAAGACUGAGUGAUGGACUGAAAGUGAAGGAAAAUUAAUUUGUAUAAAUAAGCGAGGGGAACAAAACAUUCCUUCCGAAUCGACAACAUUAGAGAAAACUCUUAAGAGACAUUACAGAAAGAGGAGCAUUAGAAGAAGAAGAAAGAGAGAACAAAUCAGAACUAGCCACAGCGACAACCGGGAUGGCGGCCUUCUCUGAAGCAGCUCCCUCUCCUUUGGACCAUGAACUCGACCAAACAAAAGCUAUCAAACAAUCGGUCACGAACAAGUGAAAAAUGGGGGUGGGCGCCCAUUAUCCAGCGGCUGUUUUAUCUUUGAUCCGCCCUUUUGUUCAGCUGGAGUGGUAAAUAGCACAGAAAAGACUCGAUGUUCCAGACUCAUUUUGGAUUCGAAACUUACCCUCAACUGCUCCGGAAUCCAACCGAGAUAAGAAGAUUUACUUUCAUGAUAUAAAAGAAAAGGAUACAAUGUAUAGACGAGGUUUGCCCCAUUUUAUUUUAUGACUACGAGGAAGAUAACUGAAAUCGAGGCAGGAUUUCGAAACGAGAAGAGGUGACAUUUAGGUUUUAACUGCCAGACAUUUUCUUCGAUUCCUUUUUCACGAAGACAGAGAAAAGAUUCGAAACUUGGGACUCGCAAUGGUUAUCAUGACGACCCAGAGAAACCCUCUCAAUCCCCAACGGCAGGGGCUGGUGUUCCGCGGCAGCCUCCUCCUGCUGCUCCUACUGCAGUAUCUUUCCAUCUUCGCGGUGCUGUCUGGAGACGCCGAAGCAGCUACUUUAGAAUCCAUUAACACUGGGCCCGUGUUCUACUCCCACGUCGUCCGCGGCGGCCGGGCGGAGAUGCAGUGUGACAUCAGUACUUCAGACCCAACAGAUCGCGUCAUACUAGUUCUGUGGUAUAAGGAUGGCAUUGGCACUCCUAUUUACAGUUAUUACUCGCGGGGGAAAGACAUGUCCAAGCCGAGAGACUGGUCUGACAAGAAGACACUCGGGGACAGGGGACACUUCGACCUCAAGUCCUCGCCGGCGGCCCUCGUCCUCGACAACGUGAGGGCGACUGACGAGGGGAUCUACCGCUGCCGAGUCGAUUUCAAGAAGAGUCCCACGCGCAACGCCAGGACGAACCUCACUGUUAUUAUUCCUCCCAAUUCGCCGACCAUCUUGGCAGAAAACGGGCUCCAGCAGUGGACGAUGGUCGGGCCGUACAACGAAGGGGCUUCCAUGACCCUCAUCUGCAACGUCAGCGGAGGCAAGCCCCCGCCUCGGGUCACCUGGUGGCUGGAAGGCGAGAUCAUCGACGACACCUACGAGAGUCCUCAGCCCAACAUCGUGACGAACACCCUGACGAUCCCGUACCUCACCAGGAAGCACCUCCACGCGUCCCUCGAGUGCAGAGCCUCCAACACCAACCUCAGCGUGCCCGUCCAGACUAUCAUCACCAUCGAUAUGAACUGUGAGUUAGAUAGCUGGUGGAGCGAAGUGUCAAGCCCCUCACGGCCAAGAUCCUGGGGUCCCGCGAGCCCUUGUCUUCAGGCAGAGAGUACGAGCUGGUGUGUCACAGCGUCGGGGCGCGUCCCUCGGCGUCCAUCACAUGGUGGCUCGACGGCGAUCAGCUCACCAACGCCACGACCUUCUACUGCCAGCUCGGGGAACGUGACACUCAGCACCCUCACCUUCAUCCCGACGAACGCUGACGGAGGGAGGUUCCUCAAGUGCAAGGCUGAGUCUCCUGUUAUCCACCACACGCACCUCGAGGACCAGUGGAGGCUCGAAGUCUACUACACGCCGCAGGUGAACCUCGCCAUGGGGAGCAGCCUCAUCCCGAACACCAUAAAGGAGGGCGACGACGUCUACUUCGAGUGCAACAUCCACGCUAACCCUUGGGUGUAUAAGGUCGUUUGGUACCAUAAUGGCAUCCAAGUCCAGCACAACGUCUCUGCGGGCGUCAUCGUCAGUAAUCAAAGUCUAGUCAUACAGCGCGUCCAACGUCAACAAGCUGGUCUUUACACGUGCGUCGCCUCGAACAUCGAAGGGGACGGACAGAGCAACGCCGUCAUUCUCAAAGUGCAAUAUGCCCCCGUGUGCGCGCCGGGCCAGACGCACGUGUACGGCGCGGCGCGGCUCGAGGAGGUGUCGGUGACGUGCCGCCUGGAUGCCGUGCCGCCCGCCGUGCAGUUCUUCUGGAAGUUCAACAGUAGCGGCGAGGUGGUGGACAUCGCCGAGAGCCACGUGGAAUCGCAGGAUCUCCAGUCGUACCUGUCGUACGUGGCGAGGACGGAGCUGGACUACGGCACCCUGCUAUGCUGGGGAAGCAACAGCCUCGGGCGGCAGAAGAAGCCCUGUAUCUACAAGGUGAUUCCCGCAGGUCACCCCGACCCUCCGGAGAACUGCAGCCUCUUCAAUCAGACGACGGAGGCGCUGCGAAUACGCUGCUUCCCGGGCUACGACGGAGGGCUGCAGCAAAGGUUCAUCAUCGAGGCCUUCGAAACCGAGACGGACAGACUGCUCCUCAACAUCACGGAAAAAUCGACCCCCGACUUCACGCUGACGGGGCUCGAACCGGGGGCGUCCUACCUGCUCUACAUCUACGCCGCCAACGAGAAGGGGAUCAGUGACAAGCGUCGCAUGCAAGGCUACACGCUCAGGGACGUGGCUGAGAGGCGCACCGCCCAGGUACGACCUCCUCCCGAAGAGCUCAUGUCGUUCACGCCAAUCAUCGCGGUGGUCGUGGGGGUCCUCGGCUCCCUGGUGCUCGUGGCCAUUACCUCGGUGGUCGUGGUGAGCCUCAAGAGGAAGCGUCGGCGCCCCAGGAACAAGACGGUGGCUCUGCCUAUCCAGACGUCGCUGGCGGACUCACGCGACCUCGACGACAAGAACCCGGACUUGAUACCUGCGAACGGCAACAGCGAGACGGAGAACAAAAGUCCCACGACUCCCGAAGAAGGAGGCUUUGGAAGCGUGCAUAUCUGUGCCUCGGUGCCCUACCCUAGCAACGUGUAUGGUACUUACCCAAGGACGCCACGGACAUUAGCAGCUACGACUUCCCAGAACGGGGAGCUGAUGUACGCCGAGCUCUCCUUCCCCCGCGGGGGGCAGUAUCCCCCCGGGACCCUUCCCCGCCGGAAGCCCGAGCCCACCAUUUACGCCCAGAUCGACCACGGCCUCUCCAGCAACGUGCCGCCCGUGUCCAUGGGCGUCGUGCCCGUGACCAGCGGCAUGAUGGGCGGCACCAGCAUGUGUCCGAGCACCAGCCUCUCGGGCGCCCCCAUCUGCAGUAGCGGCAUGAUGGGCGGGGGCAUGAUGGGCAGUGGUGUGCCGCCCAUCAUGAUGGGCAACCCCGGCAUGGUGCCCGGAGGCAUACCCAUCGGAGACGUGAGCAUUGCCGCCUACACCACGCCCGCGCCGCCCCCGCACGGCUUCGGGGGCCACCCGCUGGCGCCCGCGGUGGUGCCCGAGGAGGACGAGCAGGCCACGGCCGAGACGCCGCUCAUGACCAACCCGAAGGAGAGCGAAGUGUGACCCUUGGACACCCAGGUGUGAGCCGCCCGCGCCUGACCUGCGCGAGACGGACUCCAGAUGCCUGACCUUAGUGAACGGAAUGGCCUGACCCGUUGUAGAACGGGGGAACGGAACCUGCCUGGGAUUAGUGGAACAGGGGAAUGGAAAUCCUUGACCUUAGUGGAACGGGAGAACGGGAUUGCCUGAAAUUAGUGCAACAGACUUGCGUUGGGCGGGAGAUGCUUGACCUUAGUGAAAUGACGUUGUUCUGUGGAAGAAAAACAUUCGUUAAAAGUCCGGACCGAAAGGAGGAAUACUCAACACUUAUUGGUCCUCUCUCUCUUUCCCUUAAAAAAAAAAUAAUAUGUAACUUGUACGAAUAAAGUGAAGGGAAAAGUGUAAGAUUCGAAAUAAGGACGACAGAACAUAGUAUUAGAAACCGCUGAUCGAGUCUGAAUCCUUCUUAUAAGGACUGCACCCGACCUUAUAGAAUCUUCCACGUAAAAAAAUAUAUACGACUGGACGGACGAAUCGUACACCAGGCAGUCUCCACCAUGAGGGUUGAAUCCUUCUUCCGUGCUUUUCAUAUUAAGGACGUAUAGUUCUUGUGUCAACCUCUGCGUCAGUCGCAUCAGCUUCCAAACAAGUGAUUUUCACUUUUAUCCUAUGAAGUGGACACAGCAUAUUUUUUUUCUUUGGUUACACACACACACACACACACACACACACACACACACACACACACACACACACACACACACACACACACACACACACACACACACAAACACACAGAAACUCAAUAUAUACGAGUAUUAUUUUUUUUGCUGAUGUACCUCUAUCUGUAGUUAACGGAAAAGUGUCUUCAAAGAAAGUCAGUUAAGCGAGAGAACAAUUAAUCACUUAGCGAACAAGUGAAUCUCAUGUAUUAAAAACGAACACUGCAAAUAUAGAAAAAUAGCUUUUGAAGAAUUCUCACGUUCUUUUCUGUUAAAAUAAAGAACUUUUACAAUUAUUCUUUACAUUCCAAGGAGUCGAAUGAACCAAGUGCUUGUGUAUGAGAACUAGCAUUCUUUCUAUAAGAAAUUUGAUAGUAUAUGGAAUCCCAUAUAGAUUUAUAUAUCGAUUGUUGAUGUUAUACAUUUUAAAUGGGAUGAUUAAUAUGAUAACAAAAAAAAAAAAAAAAGAGAUGCUAGUCAGUUAUAGAGACUGGUAAAAAUCAGUCUUCUAAAAAACUUAUGUUAAGAAGGGUUUCGAAGUUGAGCUUUGGCCUUCCAUAACACUGGAAUGAGGGACCAGUUUACUUCUGAGACGAUAUCAGAUAACAGAGAACGUGUCUGUGGCAUGUUCUGUCCGGUGAGAGAGAGACUUCUGUGUUGCAUAUCCAAAGCGUAUAAUCAGCCUGUAUUAAGUAAGCAAAAUGAAAGACGGAGAGAUAAAAAAAAAGUUGUUUUGGCAGAGAUGAGAGUCUGCCAUGCUUCUUUAUAUUAAACAAAAGUAAUAGUGGAUGUUCCCAUAUAUAUAUAAAUAUAUAUAUGGGUUUCAUGUAAUUUGGGGAAAUACGUUUUGAAAGACAAAAAAAAGUAAACAUGUGUGUAGGGUUAAUCUGCUGUGUACAUGUGUCGCUUACCUUCUUGUUAGAGCUCGCAUGUCGUAUGAAAUAAAAAAGGAGAGUAUUUCAUCAUAUCUUCCUUGAUAUACUAUGUCAGCUUUGGUGUCUGCAAACUGAUGUUUAAUUUUUGCAGACAUAUCUUGUCUUAUAUUUGGGGAAAAAAGUGCUAAAGUUUUAUGCCAAUUACGUUGUUGUUAAUGGAAUAAAAAAAUAUUUGGA